This is a messenger RNA of Boleophthalmus pectinirostris (great blue-spotted mudskipper), 1191 nucleotides long. It is a transcript of the gene hapln4, whose product is annotated as hyaluronan and proteoglycan link protein 4. Lineage: Eukaryota; Metazoa; Chordata; Actinopteri; Gobiiformes; Gobiidae. Gene Ontology annotation, molecular function: hyaluronic acid binding. The record is from RefSeq and is a predicted model, not a curated record. Bases 1 to 1191 code for a protein of 396 amino acids. The transcript has 7 exons. Gene Ontology annotation, biological process: cell adhesion.
AUGGACUACAGCAGUGGCUGGAUGACGCAGUUUCGAGCCUCUGCUUUUAUCAAAAUGUUGUUGGUGGUUUUGUCCAUCACCUUUGUCCUCAGCGUGAGUGCACUUCCUGCAGAUUCAGAGAAAGGGAGGAGGAGAGUGGUCCAUGUUCUUGAGGAUGACACAGGGGCAGUGAUAGUGCAGACAGCUCCUGGUAAAGUGGUGACCCAUCGCGGGGGCUCCAUAACACUACCCUGUCGCUACCACCACGAGCCCGAAGACAUAGACCCCUCCCGCAUCCGGAUCAAAUGGACCAAAGUGACAGACGCGCUGCAAUUUGAGGACGUGUUUGUGGCACUGGGAAGGCAGCAGCGUGUGUAUGGAAAGUACCGGGGGCGUGUGUUUCUGGAGGAGGCGGGGCCAGGGGACGCGUCUGUUGUCAUUCACAAUGUGACUCUGGAUGAUUACGGGCGAUAUGAGUGUGAGGUCACCAACGACAUGGAGGACGACACCGGCUUUGUCAACCUCGAUCUGGAAGGAGUGGUCUUCCCCUACUACCCCCAGUUGGGGCGCUAUAAGCUCAACUACCACCAGGCAGAGGACGCAUGCAAACAGCAGGAUGCUAUUUUGGCCUCUCACUCUCAGCUGCACAAGGCCUGGUUGGAGGGGCUGGACUGGUGUAACGCAGGCUGGCUGGAGGAUGGCUCAGUGCAGUACCCCAUCUCUCACCCCCGGGACCAGUGCGGGCGCAAGGACACCCCGGCCGGAGUGAGGAACUAUGGGUACAGACACAAGGAGGACGAGCGCUAUGAUGCUUUCUGCUUUACCUCAAAGCUUAAUGGCAAAGUGUAUUUCCUGAAACGAUUCAAGAAGGUGAACUAUGCCGAAGCGACCAAGGCGUGUGUCCGCGAUGGUUCUGUUAUCGCCAAAGUGGGACAGCUCUACGCGGCCUGGAAGUUUCAGCUCUUGGACCGAUGUGAGGCAGGCUGGUUGGAAGACGGGAGUAUUCGCUACCCCAUAGUGAACCCACGCACCCGCUGUGGAGGCGACUGGCCUGGAGUGAGACACCUGGGGUUUCCUGAUAAAAAAUUCAGAUUAUAUGGAGUCUACUGCUUUAGGAAGAAGAUAGAGGAAGUGACAAGUCUAAUAGCAACAACUAAGAGUCCAGUGAAGAAUAGAACCAGUGAGACCACAAAUUCUACUGGGUUAGCUUGA